Molecule: messenger RNA, 2936 nt
Organism: Anoplopoma fimbria (sablefish)
Lineage: Eukaryota; Metazoa; Chordata; Actinopteri; Perciformes; Anoplopomatidae
Gene: ryk
Product: receptor like tyrosine kinase
Exons: 16
Coding region: 381-2258 (625 amino acids)
Biological process (GO): positive regulation of kinase activity; cell surface receptor protein tyrosine kinase signaling pathway; protein phosphorylation
Cellular component (GO): signaling receptor complex
Molecular function (GO): protein kinase activity; ATP binding
Source: RefSeq, a predicted model, not a curated record
GUGAAAAGUGAGAUAGUGAGCAAAGAGCGACGGGGAGGGAAGACCAUGGAGGGAGAAAACUGCAUGUAUUAGCUAGUUUUGCUACUUUAGGGCAACUUUUCCCCCCCUUACUUUCGUUUGACGCGAAAGAGCGUCAAUGUGGCGAUAUCCGGUGUGUGUUUAAUGUGCUGGGAAAACGUCGUAAACCGGAACGUUGGAACUCUCCGCGACAGUUAAGCUAACCUAGCCUGUCUCUGCUAGCCAGUGAGGACAAUAAACAGGCUAGUGGAAAACGGGGGAAAAGGGGUGAAAGUGGCUAGUAAUGUUGCCUCCCGGGAUUAACUUCAGAUACGGAUGAGAAGGAAACACCGAGAGCGACUCUGAGCCGGACGACCGCCGCUAUGUUGGGGUUGGUUCGCGGCUCUGGGUCCCGAGGGUGGCCCCACUCGGUGCUGUGGAGGCUUGGAGGCUUCUUCUUCUUCCUCCUGCUGCUGGAAGGGGCCGGCGGCAUCAACAACAACAACAACAACAACAACAACAACAACCAGCAGCAGCCUAGUGUCAACAUUUACAUGAGUGUCGAGGAGGUGAAGAAACUUUUGGGCCUGGACGCAGAGCUCUACUAUGUGCGAGACGAUGUGGUGAAUCAUUAUGCUCUCUCCUUCACCCUGCCGGUGCCCAGUGAGACCAACAGCCUUCACUUCUCAUGGCAUUCCAAGACAAAGGUUGACUACCGGCUAGGCUUCCUCAUGGAGAACCCUGAUGCCAUGAACCAGCCACGGAGCAACAUCUCCACUCAGGGGGAGGUUCCCCGUGUUGCCUCUGUCUUUAGAGUGGACCUCUUCUGUUCCGGUAAGGUCGACGGAGAGGCUGUUUUAAACGUGCAGCUCAAUCUGACCAUCCAUGCCAACAACUACACAGUGCUCAACUUCAAGAGAAGGAAAAUGUGCUACAAGAGAAUAGAUGACCAAAAGAUUCCCAUUCCCCUCAACAAUAACACUCUUCCACGGCCGGACUUAGAUGGUGUCACCGCCCCCACCACCUCCACCCAGGUGUUCUACAUAAGUGUGAGCGUCUGCUGCAUUGUCAUCUUCCUGGUGGCCAUCAUCCUGGCCAUCCUGCACCUGCACAGCAUGAAGAGGGUGGAGAUGGAGGACAGUGUGAGUGACAGCGGGAGCUCACAGGGCCUGUCCCAGCCGUCCACCCAGACCACACAGUACCUGAGGGCCGACACUCCAAACAACGCCGCCCCUGUCACCAACAAUCACCCUGGUUCGGCACCCAUUCUCCAGCUUGCUGCCACCUCCUUCCAAAACCCUGGUGCCCCCCCGCAUGAAACCAAAAGUUACCCAUCUCUCCGCAUUGAGAAGAAUGACCUGAGGAGUGUUACUCUAAUGGAGGCCAAAGCUAAGGUGAAAGACAUCGCCAUCUCAAGGGAGAGAGUCACAUUACGGGACGUCUUGCACGAAGGCACGUUCGGGCGCAUCUUCCACGGCGUGCUGCUGGAUGAAAAGGACCCCAGUAAAGAAAAGCAGGUCUUUGUGAAGACGGUGAAAGAUAAUGCGUCUGAGGUGCAGGUGACCAUGAUGUUGACUGAAAGCUGCAAGCUUCGUGGACUUCAUCAUAGAAACCUGUUGCCCAUAAGUCACGUGUGCACGGAGGACGGAGAGAAGCCCAUGGUGCUGCUGCCUUUCAUGGCUUGGGGGAAUCUCAAGCUGUUCCUGCGGCAAUGCAAGCUUGCCGAGGCCAACAACCCACAGGCGGUCUCUCAACAAGACUUGGUUUACAUGGCCAUCCAGAUCGCAUGUGGAAUGAGCUACCUGGCUCGCAGAGAGGUCAUACACAAAGACCUCGCUGCCAGGAACUGCGUCAUUGAUGACAACAUGCAGGUGAAGAUAACAGACAAUGCCCUUGCCCGAGACCUAUUUCCCAUGGAUUACCACUGUCUGGGGGAUAAUGAGAACAGGCCAGUCCGCUGGAUGGCCCUGGAAAGCCUGCUCAACCACGACUUCUCCAGUGCGAGUGACGUGUGGGCCUUCGGGGUGACGCUGUGGGAGCUGAUGACUCUGGGUCAGACCCCCUACGUGGACAUCGACCCUUUCGAGAUGUCGGCUUACCUGAAGGACGGGUACAGGAUAGCACAACCAAUCAACUGCCCCGAUGAACUGUUCGCGGUGAUGGCGUGCUGCUGGGCUCUGGACCCAGAGGAGAGGCCCAAGUUUCAGCAGCUUGUCCAGUGUCUCACAGAGUUCCACGCGGCGUUGGGCGCCUACGUGUGAAAACGAGCAGCUUCUCCUUCUUUGUGAAGCAAUGACAGCAUGACUGAAGGCUGCUGGACACUAUUCAUAAGGAACACAUGUAUGAAAACGUGCCUUAUCAGACGAAAGAGCAGACUUAAGUCCUGAUGAUUUUAUUCUGUACAGUUCUUUUUUGGAGUUUUUAUAUAGUUGAAUUUCCUUUUUACAGCAUAGCAGAGUAAAAGGAUUCUUUGUUGAAUAUUGUUUCGUAUGCUUUGAAAGCGACUAGAAAUGGCAACUAUGGUGCUCUUUCCUUGCAUUCCCGGACAUUCACGUGCCAGCGGACGUAUUAUUUUUUUUUUUAAAAGAACAAUUUAAGCCUCUGACAACCUGGUUUUAAAGACAGUAUUUUCUACAGUUUUGUAACUUAGUGAAACAGUUUGGAUUGUAGAUGUGUUGUGGAUGAGAGUAAGCAGAAUGAUUUAGGUACCACAGUUGACUCAAGGGCUUCUUUAGUAUGUGUGACCAGACUUUCCAACACGCUGCUUCACUGCCACGGUGAGCUCGGUACGAGAGGCCUCACAGGAACCAGAUUACAGAGAAGGUACACUGUUUCAUCUGGAUGACACAAAACACUUGUAUUUUCUCCGAGGAUCAGACGUUUGGACGCCGCAGGUUGGACAAGAGCAAAGCUACAUUAUGAUCUUUUUUUCUUUUUUU